Molecule: messenger RNA, 1140 nt
Organism: Eupeodes corollae
Lineage: Eukaryota; Metazoa; Arthropoda; Insecta; Diptera; Syrphidae
Product: ER membrane protein complex subunit 2-like
Exons: 5
Coding region: 139-1020 (293 amino acids)
Biological process (GO): protein folding in endoplasmic reticulum
Cellular component (GO): EMC complex
Molecular function (GO): protein binding
Source: RefSeq, a predicted model, not a curated record
AAUUUCCAGAAAUUAAAGAAAAACACGAUUGAAGAAAAAAAAGGAAUUAAUAAAUUUCUUUCUUCAGUAAAUAAAUAAAUUUUAUUGAAUUAAAUGUCCAUUUUUCAAUAAAGUUAUAACAAAACAAAUAUAUAAAAUAUGUCUUAUAAUUAUGAGGAAAUGAGUUGGGCCGAUGUUCGUGAUUUAUUUCGUAAAUGGCGCGAAGAUAACGAACGCAGAAGUGACGAAGUUAUUCAACUUUGGAUAGCAAUUCUCGAGGAUAAAAUUCGUAAAGUUGGCAAUGAGAGGCAUUUAAUUUUGGAGCAAGUCAUCAUCGCUGCCCUAGAUGUGGCACGUUUUGAUAUUGCUGUCGAAUGUACUAAACGACUUUCGCUUGAAUUCCCUGGCAGUCUGAGGGUGCAGAAGUUCAAGGCAAUGCGAUUGGAGGCAUUGGAGCGAUACGAUGAAGCUUUGGAUGUCCUCGAUGCCAUAAUCAAGAAGGACGAAACAAAUGCAGCUCCGAGGAAGAGAAAAAUUGCUAUUUUAAAAGCGAAAGGCAAACGAACAGAGGCUAUACGAGAAUUAUGUGAAUAUUUAAAAAAAUUUAUGUCCGACCAAGAAGCUUGGCAUGAAUUGUGCAAUUUAUAUUUGGCUGAAGGAGAAUAUGCUAAAGCUGUUUUCUGUAUGGAAGAAGUACUAUUGCACAAUCCUCAUAGCCAUUUGAUUCAUCAAAGAAUAGCAGAAAUACGUUAUACAAUGGGAGGAAUGGAAAAUAUUGAAAUAGCUAAGACUUACUAUGCGCAGGCUGUAAAACUUAAUGCAAAGAACUUAAGAGCGUUAUACGGACUAUACCUAUGUUACAAUUUCAUUGCGAAUUCGAGAGCUGUUAUAUCAAAGCGAAAGGAAGCACAAAAAAUGGCUCAAUGGGCACUCGAACAAGCCACAGCUAGAACGACGAAAUCAUCGAAAAUUGCUAAUAAUGAAAAAUAUAUUUCUGCAUUAGAAAAUGCUUUCGGCAGCAUGGAAUUAAAAUCCAAUUGACAUGAAUUUGUUAAAAUUUGCCAAAAAACUUGCUUUGCAUAGUUUUCAUUUUAUAUAAUUCCAAAAACAAAAUACACCUAUAAUCUAUCCAAGUGUGUUUAUCUUGUCUUUCAAAAGAAA